GGAGAGCAGAGGAAAAAUAGGGAAUGGACCGCUGCACUGUGUCAUUGCUGAACUGAGAAGCUGCAGGCAGCAUGAGCAUGAGUGACACCCUCUUCAAGAGAUAGCUGAAUAGGUGCAGUCGCUUCUAAGCAUGAUGAGCACCCAGGUGUGGGUCCUCUUCUUCAUGGUGAAUUUACAAUCUCUACAGCUCUCACUCUGCCAAGAGCGCCAGAGUGCAGAUGACUCCAGCAAUCAGAGCUUGAGCAGUAUACUGCCCAGUGUGUUCCCUGACAACCAUAUGCACAAUCUGUCCCGCAAACUCCUGCAGUUUGUCCAAUCAGAUCUCAAGAACAAGACACACCUGGAAGCUCUGGAUGUAGCUCUGAAAAACCAUGUGGGACCAAUCUCCAAAGUACAGAAUCUUGACCUGUCUGGAAAUGGCCUUUACUCAGACAUGAUUGACUACCUUCUGAGAGAUGCUUCUGCUCUUACCAAUCUUUAUUUAAACGAAAAUAGCAUAACAAAAUUAGGCAAUAGUACAUUCACUAGUUCCUUUUCAUUAAGAAACAUUGACUUACAUAACAAUGUCAUCCUAGAGAUUGAAGAUGGCACAUUUGAUUCUCUGCUUAAUCUCACCGAGCUGGAUUUAUCAGUGAAUUCCAUCUCAUGCAUUAAUGACUUUAACCUGUUCCAGCUGAAAUCAUUAAACCUAAGCAAAAACAGCAUGACCUCCUUCCAGAGCAUUGAAUCAAACCAAGAGUUUGAGUUGCUCUACCUGGAACUGAGAGAGAAUAAGAUGCACUACUUUCCUGUUCUGCCAAGGAGGAACAAGAUCAUCUAUCUUGACCUUUCACGAAACCAGCUGCAUAGCUUGAACAGCACAGGUCCAGAAGAUGAGCUACAGUAUCUGAGGGAUAUAGAAGAACUGACCCUUGCUCCACUUCACAGCAGCAAAACACACCAGAAACUUCCCAGACUUCUGUACUUAGACCUGAGUUAUAACCAGCUCAAGGCUGUGCCUCCUGAUUUCUUCUCCAGCUUGGUGGCUCUGGAUACCCUGAACAUCAGCAAUAACUGUCUGGAUAACAUUGUGGUAGACAUUGAGAGUCCUCUAAAUGCACUGAAGACCCUUGACCUGAGCUUCAACAACCUACAGAACCUGACCUUUAUGGAAAACACACUGAGGGAACUGCAGACUCUCUACCUACAGGGCAAUAUUCUCAGUAUGCUGGACUCUGGAGUCUUUCAUUUACCCAGCAUCACCAACCUGCAUUUUCAGUUUAAUGAACUGAACAUCUGUGGUCCACAACAAAACCAAACCAGUGGCUGUGUCUCUCUCUUCUCUAUCCCUACCCUGCGAUACAUUUACCUAUCUGAGAACAAACUGACUUCCUUGCCUGCACAUGCCUUCCAGGGAAGUCCAUUGCUCAUCCUGGACCUAUCUCUGAACCCUAACAUAAAAAUCAGUGAACAGGCCUUCUCGGGCUUGGAGAGGUCCCUCACCCAUCUCUACUUGAGAGGAAACCAGCUUGAAAAGCUGAACAUCAGCCUCUCACCCUUACGCAACCUAAAGGUGCUGGAUUUGACCAAUAACCUGUUAGAUGGCCUGUUUCUGGGCAGAGACUCUGCCAUCGAGAGUCUGAAUCUGGAGAACAACAAAGUCAAGAUUCUAGAUCCUUCCACAAUAUUGGCACUAGAGAAGACACUCAGAACUCUAUAUCUUGACUCAAAUCCACUCAUUUGUUGUGAAAACAUGCAUUUGAUCAGUUUUUUACAGCAGUCCCAUGUUGACAUUGACAAUGCCACAUGCCAAUUCACAAGUGACACUGGGUACGGGAAAGUCAGCCUCAGGGAUGUGAGAUCUGAACACUGUGAAACUCUGAACAGCAAAGUGCUUGUAAUUGCUAUGAUCGCUGUACUGGUUUUGGGACUAAUGAUUGUAUUGCUGGUGGCCAUAAAGAUGUGUCACUCAAGAAGUCACAGAUUCAACAGUUACAAGGCUUAAAAUAUUCUGGAGAAGAAACCAAGAAAUGUAUAUUAAUGUUAUCAGAUGUCAGGUAUUGACCUGCAAGACAAAAACUUUCAUCUGCAUGACUUAAACAGCUCACCUCCAUCAGGUAGAAUAAUAUAGCCCAAUUAUAAAGACUGGGAAGCCAUAUACAUGCUGAAUAACUAUACAUGGAAUAAAAAUGUGACUGGUAUCACAUGAGUUCAGUAGAAGGUCCCUCUGCAGGGAGUUACUGGAAAUAUGUAAUAUGUGGGAUGGGGAAAUGGCUAAAAUGGUUGUUCCAUGUAGAAACACUAACACCAGCAAAACGAAGUUGACUAGACACAUAAGCCCAAGAUAAUUGCCUGAAGAAAAAGGUUUCUAUAUGUAGAGAAACAUGAGGAUCAGCAAACAUUAAGAAAGAAACCAUUGCUCUUACUUGAUGUAACAAUGACAGACAGUAAACAGACGAAGGACCAGCAUUUGUGUGAUUUAGUUAUGUAUACAAAUUGAAGAUGUCUUUAUUUAUGUCAGCAAUGUCAUUUUGGGUGGUCAGUACAUUUCCCCAGGUUGUUUAACAACUAUUCUUUUGCACUUUAAAGACUAUGCUAUAUGAAUAUUAAAGAUGUGUUAAAUGCUAUGGUAUUGUACACAUUGUAUAUUCGAAUAACCAAACUCAGCAAAAACACUAUAAAGCAAGCACCUACUACAGUUUUGCAUAGGGGUAGAGAAUAAAAAUGGAUUUAAAGCUUUCACACCGCUCAUGAAUAAAUUGUCAUCUUUAAGGUUAGCGGCAGUGAUGACUUUGCAUAUAACAUAUUACAUAUAAAUGUAAUAUAUCCUUAGAACUUCCUAACAAGCUAAUGUGGCAUGGGAGUCAUGGGACCAGGCCGAGACCAUGUGAAGUGUGGGUGUGUUUGAGAUAUGAUUUAACCGAGCCAGGAAGUGUUGCUGUCCGGACACCUGCAGUAAAACUGGAGCAUGUUUUCACAGCUUUAGGACUGCUACAGUUACCUUUCCUGUUAUUGAUUUGGUCUUUACAACUCUGAAUCUGAAUAAGAUGUUAUUGUUACUUAGCCAAAAUGUAGCUGUUUUGUUGAUGGAAAUCUUGUCAUUUUAUUUACAUUUUCAAAAAUCUAACGAAUGUAUAAUAUUCCUUCGGCGUAUUUGAGUAUCCUAUUUAAGGAAGCAUUCAUUCAGAUUAUUUUAUUAAUAGAUUUCAGGGUGACAGCUGUUUAAACUCGCUGUCUAUACCAGGACCUGGCAUGACUAAAAUAGACAGGAGGAAAUCCGUGUGUGAUUGAAUGUGUCAUCACUUUGUGUAUAAAUAGAAGUUCAUUUCAUAGGUUGUUGACGCUGUAAUGAUACGAUAUUUCCUCAUAUGUAAUUCAUGGUCACUACCACUUCUUGUUUAAAAUCCCACGCAAUCCACAUCAGCCGAAACUAGAAGCGGUCGCAUACAUACACCUACACACUGCUGUUCAAACUGUCUCCUGCUCCAAUCCACUAAAUAUUAAUGCUUUAUAAAGGAAUUAUAAAAAAAUAUAUGAAGAAUGUAAAAGAGAUGUAUAUUUAUGAAUAUCCGUAUUUUGUUAAAUAAAUGAUCUGUCCUGUGUAA
Tachysurus vachellii is the source of this 3584-nucleotide messenger RNA. RefSeq names its product leucine rich repeat containing 32 (gene lrrc32). The coding region runs from base 131 to 1984 and encodes 617 amino acids. The record is from RefSeq and is a predicted model, not a curated record. Gene Ontology annotation, molecular function: protein binding. NCBI's taxonomy places the organism in Eukaryota, Metazoa, Chordata, Actinopteri, Siluriformes, Bagridae. The transcript is spliced from 3 exons.